CGCCCAAUUUUUUCUUUCCACAGAAACCACAAUCCCUCGUUUACAGGGCGCGCAUUACCAUGAAGCGUGAUCUCAAACCGUCCAUUUCUACUGAUAGUAACUGUCGGAAGAGAAUAAAAGUUGGAGACCUUGAUUGUGCUAGACCUUUGACAUGCAGAAGAGAUACUUCUCCCGUAUCCUUGAAAGGACAUGUUACAUGCCCAAAUAAUGCAAAAACUUCUGAGUUUGCAUUUUUUAAGAAGUUCAAGGAAGAUGCAAACCGUAGAUUCAGUUCAUCUCUUCAACGUCAAAAGGAACUUCAACCAAAGAAGUUCAACUCGACUGAUCAUUUCAGAGCAGAGAGAGCAAGGCAUGUUGAAAAUCGCCGUGAAGACUUCACAUCACAUCCUUUUGUUGAGAAUGUUACUCCUAUUAACUUUAACUCGAUGCAUUUACCCCUGGGUAAUUCAUCCAAAAUUUCAGAGGUAGAUGUGAAGCACGCUCAUAAAACAUUUAAGGAUAUACAGAGCAAACAGAGAAACGUGGAAAAUGAUGAUAUUUUUAGUAGGAAGAGGCAGAAAUUACGUCAGUUCAUUCAGAAUAUGUCGUUCCAUGGAACUGGUGAAUCAUAUGAGAAGAGGUCAGAGUCAUCUUUGUUCUAUCUGUUGUCCCGUCGUCUUUCUGGAUCCGACUAUGGAGUUUUUUGGAACUUGUCCAGGUAUGGUGUUAUUUCCACUCUACUUAGUCGGCUUAUACCUGAAAGCAAUCAGUAUAAGAAUGAACCUGAUUCUCGACAGUUUAAUAAUAACUUGGAAAAACUACAAUGGUUGCCUGGAAGGUGCUGGCCAAGGCUUGAUUAUGAGCAUCGUUUGAAUAAUAGUUCAUCGCCUUGUCGUUUGAAUAAAUCAAGAGGCAGAGUUCUUUUCCACUCUGAUUUCUCAACCAAUAACGAUGAUGACAACUUCCACGUUAAGUACAGGACCAAGGAGUUUGACAGUGAUGUAGAAGGGAAAAUGACUUUGCUUGAUGCCAAUAGUUCACCUAGUACUGCUGCAGUUGAAAACUAUAGACCACUUAUCUCCACCCUUUUCAACCAGCAAUACGGUUUCUAUGAUCAAGGUGAACCUUUGCACAUAAGGAAGCAAGAGAUGGAACCUCUUCUGCUGGGUUGGGAUACGGACGACAUAAAAGAUGACAGUUCUAAAUUUACAGAGUUCCACACAUUUGCUGAGCCACCAAUUUCGUUCGCUGAUGAUCAUCAGCCAAACUUGCACGAGAGUUUUGGUGCUGUUGCACUUUGUUCUUCCCCUUUCCCUUCCAGUAAUCAUAGGGACUUAUAUUCAUUGCCAUACUCCAGUUUAGCCAGCUAUCAAAUCCAUGGGUUAAGUAGGCCUAAUGUAGAAAAAGAGGAAGGUAUAGACGCCACUCUCAACAACGUGCAUUUGAAUUUCUCAUCUGUACCCAAAUGUCUUAGUCAGUGCGAUAACUAUGUCGAUGACCGUGGCAUCUGUGGCUUCUUCUGUGCACAAAGUGCUAAUUGGCAUAUGAAUUAUGCGUUGGAUGACGAACACCGGUAUCCUUCUUUAGAUAGUAUGUGUGCUUCUGGCUUCGUCUUUGAUUUUGGAUGGAAAUACCUCUCAGGCUCAAAGGAGCACUGCCAAACAGCUUACCAUCUACUUGAGUACCCACUGGAUGAAAUGAGACCAACAUCCCCUGUCAAUGAAGAAUGUAAUAUUGACAGUUCAGAAUAUGGACAGCCCUUCUUCAUCCAACCCGAGUCGUUCUUUCAAGAAGGGAAGGUACGCUCUCUACUGACUGAUAAACUUAGCUGGGAUGUCACUAGAAGUGAAAUAAAUGUCGCUAUAACUGAAAUGGAUUACGUUUGACACCAGGUUCAACUCACAA
Cucurbita moschata (crookneck pumpkin) is the source of this 1884-nucleotide messenger RNA. RefSeq lists its product as uncharacterized. NCBI's taxonomy places the organism in Eukaryota, Viridiplantae, Streptophyta, Magnoliopsida, Cucurbitales, Cucurbitaceae. The record is from RefSeq and is a predicted model, not a curated record. Bases 60 to 1865 code for a protein of 601 amino acids. The transcript is spliced from 7 exons.